Molecule: messenger RNA, 603 nt
Organism: Letharia columbiana
Lineage: Eukaryota; Fungi; Ascomycota; Lecanoromycetes; Lecanorales; Parmeliaceae
Exons: 1
Coding region: 1-603 (200 amino acids)
Source: RefSeq, a predicted model, not a curated record
AUGCCUUCGUCCGCUGCGCAUAAUUUACUUUCCCUUCGAAACUCUAGUCUUGCCUCAGCUCCCCUCAACAUCACUAACCCUGCAUUGAAGGCGCCAGAGGAAAUUACCGAUCUGACAUAUUCGCCUUGGCCGGAGCAACCGUUCAGGAUUACCUUACUUGGUCCUGGUCUGUUAUUCCUGAACGUGUACCUACUUAUCGGCAAGGCCCGGAAAUUCCAAAGUUCGCCCAUGGUUAGUGUGACUGAGUUACGGCACUUCCUCCAAGAUUUCGUCGACAACAUCAAGCGAGAACAUCCCGUUCCUGGCUGCGUGCCACGUCAUGCGACUCAAUCUACCAUCGACAUCUCGUCAUACACAAAAUGGCUCAUCGCGAUCAACGAAGGCCCAUUUCGUGGCAGGCUGCCUACCGCGGUGGCGUUGGUUGCCUUUGAUGCGCUGGGGAAGCUGUUGGGACGGUAUGGGCCGUCUGAGAUCAUUUGGGGUAUCAAAGAAGUGGGGGCAAGAAUCCCGUGGGCCUAUGGAUCCCUGACUAUUGAAAGCAUCGAGGGAUUCACUGUGAACAAGUCUUCGUCAAUCGAGAAUGGCGGAUUUCGGACAGCGUGA